CUGUUAUUAUUUAAUGAGACUGGUGCAGAGAAGAGGGUCAGGACGCAAAGAUCGCAGACCAUGUAUAGUUUGGAAAACAGUUUACAAUAGCUGAUUUUUAACAAGCUGCCUGCAGACAGAUUUAAAAACACAUGCAAUCGUAAUUAAUGCCCUAAAAAAGCCAGCGCAGGACUCCCCGUCGCCCUGUUUGAGCCUCGCAUCCUGAGCAUUUCCAUUACGCACUCCUGUGCGCUCACAUGCCUUCUGGACGAGCCCUCCUGGCAUUAUGGAGCAGCGCGCAGGAAGAGCCUUGGUGACUCAUGAGGACCACACUGAGGACGGCAAUGAAACACGAGCUUCUGGCAUCUUUAUCACCUUUGGAAAUUAACUUCUUAGGUUACAUAAAUCUAUUAAUAAUCUAAUUAUCAUGGCAAGGAUCGCGUCUUCCUCCCACUACUCCACAGGCGGAGCAGGAGUAUCAAAAAGUUCAAGACUCCCUCCAGUGAAGUCCUUUUAAAUUUCUUCUAGUCUGUAGAUAUUUUUUCCCCCAACAUUGGAGCAUUCCCACCAUGGCCGCUGCACCCUGAGGGGAGAUGGAUUUAGAGGUGAAGGAUGAGAACGGGUCGAGCUGUUUGUCCCGCAACGAGAGUGACCGCGGACUGAGCGCUUCCUCCGCCGGAGUGUCCACUGCGCUGGCCAGCGUGCUGAUCUUCACCAUCGUGGUAGACAUCCUGGGCAAUGUCCUCGUCAUCCUGUCCGUGUACAGGAACAAAAAGCUCAGGAAUGCAGGCAACAUCUUCGUGGUGAGUUUGUCCGUAGCGGACCUGGUGGUUGCGUUGUACCCUUACCCUCUGGUCCUGACAGCCAUCUUCUACGAUGACUGGACCAUGGGUGACCUGCACUGCCAGGCCAGCGGCUUCAUCAUGGGCAUAAGUGUCAUCGGCUCCAUCUUCAACAUCACUGCCAUCGCCAUCAACCGGUACUGCUACAUCUGCCACAGCCUCCACUACGACCGCCUGUACAGCCUGAGGAACACCUGCUGCUACCUGGGGCUCACCUGGCUCCUCACCGCGAUUGCCACGGUGCCCAACUUCUUUGUUGGCUCGCUGCAGUACGACCCCCGCAUCUACUCCUGCACCUUCACCCAGACGGUCAGCUCAUACUACACCAUCUCAGUGGUGAUCAUUCACUUUCUGAUCCCGCUGCUGGUGGUGUCCUACUGCUACAUGAGGAUAUGGGUGCUGGUGAUUCAAGUGAAACAUCGGGUUAAACCGGAGCAAAGGACCAAACUGAAACCUAGUGAUGUGAGGAACUUCCUCACUAUGUUUAUGGUGUUUGUUUUGUUUGCAGUGUGCUGGGCUCCACUUAACCUCAUAGGCCUGGCUGUAGCUAUAAACCCUGUACAAGUUGCACCCAACAUACCUGAGUGGCUCUUUGUCACGAGCUACUUCAUGGCUUACUUCAACAGCUGCCUCAACGCCGUCAUAUAUGGACUACUAAACCAAAACUUCCGUAAAGAAUACAAAACGAUCCUCCUUGCAGUUUGCAUCCCACGUUUGCUCCUCAUGGAGACCUCCAGGUGCGCCACAGAGGGCCUGAAGAGCAAGCCCUCGCCGGCUGCGACGAACAACAAUGUAGCAGAAUUAAAUGUAUAGACUUGAUGUUUUGCCUGGAUUAAGUUUCUGUGGAGCGUCAUUGCGGAUGUGUGCCAUGAUUCACCCAGUGCCUUUUUGUAGGUUGUGUUUCAUUUACCAGUUGUAAAGAUUUAAUCGUGUUUGGAGAGGACACUGCUGUCAUCGUAUUCCUUUCAGCCAUGCCAGACACUGUUCCCUCAUGUCGAGAGGGAAACAAUCAACCUAAUUGUCGGUGCAUUACGAUCUGUUUUGACACGACACUCUUGACAAACUGGUUAACAAGCAAGAAAAAAAGUCCAGGUAACUAGUAAGUAUUCACCAAAAUACAUUUGGACAGUGAGUCAAUACAGAAUAGCUUAUUAUUUGGAUGGGAGUCUUCACUUCUCAGGCAACAUCCUAGCAUGUGUAUGUCAUAUGCACGAGAUCGGCUCACUGCAUCUUUUGCACAGAACGAUUUUGAGUGUGUCAGCGACCUCGUGAAAAGAAAAUAAAUGUAUUUUUUAUUCCCACUGUGUACUCGCACUU
Molecule: messenger RNA, 2138 nt
Organism: Epinephelus lanceolatus (giant grouper)
Lineage: Eukaryota; Metazoa; Chordata; Actinopteri; Perciformes; Serranidae
Gene: mtnr1c
Product: melatonin receptor 1C
Biological process (GO): G protein-coupled receptor signaling pathway
Cellular component (GO): plasma membrane
Molecular function (GO): melatonin receptor activity
Source: RefSeq, a predicted model, not a curated record